Trachymyrmex septentrionalis is the source of this 2335-nucleotide messenger RNA. Its product is annotated as T-box transcription factor TBX20-like. Gene Ontology annotation, biological process: regulation of transcription by RNA polymerase II; cell fate specification; positive regulation of DNA-templated transcription. The transcript has 6 exons. The record is from RefSeq and is a predicted model, not a curated record. Lineage: Eukaryota; Metazoa; Arthropoda; Insecta; Hymenoptera; Formicidae. Bases 437 to 1984 code for a protein of 515 amino acids. Gene Ontology annotation, cellular component: nucleus. Gene Ontology annotation, molecular function: RNA polymerase II cis-regulatory region sequence-specific DNA binding; DNA-binding transcription factor activity, RNA polymerase II-specific.
GGAAUCGACAGCGACGAUCAAUCCGUCGUGACGACGUAGCGUUUCGUAAUCCAAGGUGGACAGUGAUUCGCGACCUACCGGAACGUCCUCCGUAACAACUGGAUACCGCUCUCUCGCGUUUGUUUCAAGGGGAGAGGUGGAGGCGCCUCUCUCUCGUUGCCACGAGCCAUCAUGUCGAUACGAAGGAACGCCUGGUGACACAAAGAGGACAAAGAGAAGAAGAAAGGACAACGAGAGAGUUUAAUAUGCCUUAUUGCAUGUGAGGGUGGUGGUUCUCUCGACUUUCCUUAAAGAAGAGAGGACCUCGCGACGGCGAGAUAAACCGUCGAGAAGACAUUAGGGACAGGGAGAAAGGACGGAUCGAUCGAAGCAAGAAGAUUGGAGUAACGAGAGACUGAACGCGUACGAGUAAGUGUCGUUGCGCGCGCGAGGAGGGAUGCAUACGAAGGGGGAGAGGGGAAAAGCGACGGACUUCAGCAUCGCGGCCAUCAUGGCGCCCAGGGGUCCGUCCUUCGGGCAUUACCACCUGCAGGGCAUCGGCAACGCUGCUACCACCGCUAAUACCAGCCUAGAAUGCCCAGCCGGAUUUGUUGCUGAGUCGACGUUGGAUCAUUCAGGUGUUCAACAGUCACCAGUGAACAUCGUAGCGACAGCGACCGUAGUGACGGAAGAAGCCCUUUUGGGCGAUGAGGAGACUGAGAACUGCGAGGGCGAGAGCGAGAGUACCGAGAAGUCCGCGAAUGAGGAAGAUGAAGAGGUGGACGUAGAUGUGGAGGAGUGUAGCAGCGUCGACGAUGGGCCAGUCCACGAAGUGACCGAAGACCCUGCCGAGGCCGGCACGCCCUCGCGAAGAAGCAGCGCGGAAAGUAGCAGCAACGCGGACGAGAGGAAACAACGUCUGAGGACCAGCUGCAAUUCCGACGAGCUGCGUGAUGUCGAGUGCCACCUCGAGACCAAGGAUCUCUGGGACAAGUUCAACGACCUCGGCACGGAGAUGAUCAUCACGAAGACCGGCCGACGGAUGUUUCCGACGUGUCGGGUAUCUUUUACCGGGCUCAAGUCCGAGGGCCGUUAUGCAGUAUUAAUGGACAUCGUGCCGGUCGACAACAAGAGGUAUCGAUACGCCUAUCAUCGGAGUUGUUGGCUCGAGGCUGGUAAAGCGGAUCCGCCGGCGCCCGUGCGACUUUACGUUCAUCCCGACUCACCCUUCACCGGUGAGCAACUGCGGAAACAGGUCGUCUCCUUCGAGAAAGUCAAGCUGACAAAUAACGACAUGGAUAAGCACGGUCAGAUUGUACUGAACUCGAUGCACAGGUAUCAGCCGAGGAUACAUUUGAUUCGUUGUCGACACACCGAUGACAGCAACUUGCACAUCACCGAUCUUCAAAAGGAAGAGUAUAAGACGUUUAUCUUUCCGGAGGCCAUUUUCACCGCUGUCACGGCAUAUCAGAAUCAGCUGAUAACGAGAUUGAAGAUCGAUAGUAAUCCGUUCGCCAAGGGUUUUAGAGACUCAUCGAGACUCACAGACUUCGAUCGAGAUCCUAUGGAAAUUAUGGAACAGCAACUGAUGAGAUGCGGCGUACCCCCGGUAAGAAUCUACGAACACCUUGCUAUGUCGUCGCAGGUGGUGGCCGCAACGUUGGGUGCUCAGCAGCAACAGCCGCAGCAGCAACAUCAUCAGCCACCAUCCGCGCAACAGCAGCAACAGCAUGAGAGCAGCGGACAUGCGUUAUCGUCCUGGCUGGCGCCAGUAUCAACACCGCUCUUAUACGGUAGGGGUGCAGCCAGUUCUCCAUCACUCUACUCCAACGCAGCUAUUACUGCCACCCCCAGUUUCCCAUAUUCGCCGCUGGCGUGGCCCUGGCAACCACCCACCGUCGCGAUGAUCUCGCGACGGUCCCCCACCAACCUGAGGUACGCGCCCUAUCCCACACGGGUCAGCUCACCCUCGGGGAUACGGACACGCCCGCCCUCCCCUAAUUAGCGAUCCCCGCUGGCGCUGGCGACUCGACGACUGCGGCAUCAUCCCUCUUCCCUCUCUCUGUGAUUAUGGAACAUUGACAUCGGAACUGAAAUCGAAAUUGUCCUGACACGUUUUUAUUUCGUCAGGAGCGCGAUGGCGCGUGUACCAUUGUACGCGUGUAUCAUUGUCGACAGAUCUGAUCACGGAUGGCAAUAUAGAGUAAGUGACAUCUCGUUGCGUUGUUAUUACAGUGAUAAACAAAUAUGGGAUUCGGGAUAAAAGUGAUUAUUAACUGUAAAUUAGAAUAAUAUUGAAUUGUGCAAUUGGAGCAAAAACACUGGAUGUAGCUUUAUUGUAUGAUACGAUUACAUG